Molecule: messenger RNA, 474 nt
Organism: Scheffersomyces stipitis CBS 6054
Lineage: Eukaryota; Fungi; Ascomycota; Pichiomycetes; Serinales; Debaryomycetaceae
Exons: 1
Coding region: 1-474 (157 amino acids)
Source: RefSeq, a predicted model, not a curated record
AUGAAGCCAUCUCUAUUGCUCUUGCUUAUCGCUGCCCAUAUUCAUUUGACAAGCGCCCUUCCCUUACCAGAAACCAAGCUGUUUGAAAUUCAGAUCACAGGAAAAGAUAUAAAAGACGCUGGAGCAUAUGUAAUCCACAAGCUGUCUGAAGUAAAGAACAACGUCAAGACAAUCGUCAAGCAAAAGCUUAUAGAUCGUCUCCUUUCAAAAGAACUCGAAAACUACACCCCAGAACAUCCUCAAGAAGAAAAGAGCGAUGAGCUCGCUUCAGUGGUAUUACCACCAAAACCUGGCAUAGUAUCCAAAGUCAUCAAUGGUGAUAAAGACACAGAACAAGGGAACUGUUUUGAAGGGGAUUGUCCUUCUGAAGAAGAAGAAGGGGAGCCUGAAACUGAGCAUGUUGGUUACCAGAAGCCAUCUACAAUUAAGAACUACACUAAAGAUUUAGGAGCUCAUGGGUACUACAAAAUGUGA